Glycine soja is the source of this 1390-nucleotide messenger RNA. Its product is annotated as fasciclin-like arabinogalactan protein 21. Bases 11 to 1150 code for a protein of 379 amino acids. Lineage: Eukaryota; Viridiplantae; Streptophyta; Magnoliopsida; Fabales; Fabaceae. The record is from RefSeq and is a predicted model, not a curated record. The transcript has a single exon.
CAAAACAGUAAUGCGUCUCUACCGUUAUUCCCAGAGACAGAGACAUUCUCCCUCCAAAAGAAUCACAUUCUUUGUUUUCUUCUUCUUGGCCAUGGCUUAUUCCCGUUGGUGCUGGUUCCCACUCUACUUAGCAGCCUCAAUUGCCCUCGGAAUCAUCGCCAUCUCCUCAGCGAUACGUUCCACUUCCAACAAGAACCCACCCCAAGAUCCACCCAUACCCCACGACAUCUCACUCAACGCCUCCAACGCUCUCCGCAAAGCAGGCUUCAUAGUCAUGGCAGAUCUUCUCCACCACUCUCCCUCAUUCUUCAAACCGCCGCAAAACUCAACCAUCUUCGCCAUCAAAGACUCCGCCAUCAAAAACACCUCCCACCCUCUCUGGUUCCUCAAAACCCUCCUCCUCUACCACACCACCACCUCCAACGCCUAUUCCUUCAACGACCUCGUCAAAAUUCCCCAAGGAACGUGCCUCCCCACCCUCCUUCGUGAUAAAAAUGUUUCUCUCACUAAGCUUGACCUUGACCAUGCACCAAACUCCGUGGAGAUUAAUCACGUCUUGAUAUCAAACCCUAAUAUCUUCCUCGGAGAGCAACUUGCCGUGCAUGGCGUUCUUGCGCCGUUCUCUCCCCUUCAGCCGCAAGACCUUCUUCAACGGGGUUUUGGUUUUGCUAUUCGCACACCCACUUGCCGCUCCAACGACGUCAACGUCUCCGUUUCCAAGAACGGGGUUGAGUGGAACCGCGUCGUUCACUUGCUCCGUGCAAAAGGGUAUGCUUCGUUCUCGAUUGCCUUGCAUUCUGUUCUUGAUGGGAUAAAGAGAGACUUUUCUGGGAGUUUGGGUUAUGUCACAAUCUUCGCUCCUCGCGAUUUGACUUUACUUGGAUACCCUUUGACUAUUCUUGAUAGAGCUGUGAGGCUUCAUAUUCUGCCUCAAAGGUUUGUUUACAAAGAAAUCUCUUCUCUGCCGGUUAGGAGUUUGUUAAAGACGCUCAUGCCUGAUGAGCAUCUUGAGAUUGAUGGGGUUCUGGAUUUUGUGCCGGGCAUGGUUGUUAAUGGUGUUGUGAUUGUGGCGCCUGACAUGAUCAUUUCGGAGAAGUUUGUGGUUCAUGGGAUUUCUAGAGCUUUUAAGAUGGCUGAGGUUACUAGUUGAAGAUAUUAUUGAAGGUCAAUGGAGUCCAUACAUUAUGAUAGGGUCAGGGAAAUUUGUAGCAAUUUUGCUUUUGGGUGCAUAAGUUUGUAUCAUUUUUAGUUUCAUUGGAUAAUGUACAAAACAUGUAUGUUCUCGUAAUCUCUACCUUCCUCUGUUUCUUGUCCUGCUAAAUUUCCUGUUUCUAUGAUGUUGCACUUGCCACUGACAAGUAGCUUUAUAUGUAUUUUGUUUUGGAAAACU